AUGGUGACUGGUUACGGCUUCGCAUCAAAACGCCGCGCUUUAUCAAGAAAUCGCCAAUUCUCCGUGCUCAAAGGCAACACAGUUGACACAAUUCUCCCAGAGCUGCAGAUCACCAAGGACCUGAGACCCUUCCUCCAGCUUCAAGAAAACACCGACGGUCGGCGGAUGCUAAUAUUUUUCGCCGACAAAGACGUGGAUGCUCUACAGAACGCCCAGUAUGUGCUAGGAGACGGCAACUUUAAGUACAACUCAAAGGAGUUCCACAACCCGGGCCAGCUCUACACACUCCAUGCGGUCGUAAACGGCGAAGCGCAGCCAAUCGUGUACGCGCUCAUGCAGGCAUUGGAUGUACGUGCGUACGAGGUGCUACUAACAUGUUUGAAGGAUGCCAUGAUACGAAGGUUUGGGAUCAUUGGGGCCCUUGCGACCACUACAACUUGGAUCUUCGACUACGAGGCAGCGGUGAUCAUCGCAACAAAGAACGUGUUUAGCACGACCUCUAGCACACCAAAGAUCAGGGGUUGUGCUUUUCAUUUCGCAAAAGCCAUCAACACGAAGCGAGACGAGCUCGGCCUCAGGGGCCUCUGCAACAGCGACACAGCGGUCAACGAGUGGCUGCGGAGGGUGCGCCACCUGCCGUUCAUCCCAGACAACUUCCGCCUGGAAUUCGCUGCGGAUUUGAUCGACCACAUUUAUUGCAGAAGACUCGUGGGCAUGAGCCCGGAGGAGGAGUUCCAGCGUUCUUCACGGAAGGUGGCUCUGAUGCACCCGAAGGUCCAUAGAGCCAUUCAAGAACCCUUCAAGUUCAAUUAG
Ixodes scapularis (black-legged tick) is the source of this 813-nucleotide messenger RNA. RefSeq lists its product as uncharacterized. The transcript is spliced from 3 exons. The record is from RefSeq and is a predicted model, not a curated record. The coding region runs from base 1 to 813 and encodes 270 amino acids. Lineage: Eukaryota; Metazoa; Arthropoda; Arachnida; Ixodida; Ixodidae.